Messenger RNA from Coniosporium apollinis CBS 100218, 1434 nucleotides. RefSeq lists its product as uncharacterized. Gene Ontology annotation, molecular function: tRNA (cytidine-N3)-methyltransferase activity. Bases 1 to 1434 code for a protein of 477 amino acids. The record is from RefSeq and is a predicted model, not a curated record. NCBI's taxonomy places the organism in Eukaryota, Fungi, Ascomycota, Dothideomycetes. The transcript has a single exon.
AUGAACGCCGACCUUCCAACCGACGAGACUGCCAACAUGCCGUCUCUGCCCACUUCUCUUCCAACCUCUACCGCCAUGGACCAACCACCCACGCCGCCCUCUGCCACCCCCGCCAAGACCCCCAAAGCCCAGCUUUCGAAAGGCAUGUCCCACCUGCACGGCUUCGUCACCAUCGCCGAAACCCUAUCCGCCACAAACUCAACAGUCCAAUCCACCGAGACCGCCAGCGCCGUCCUCUCCCCCCUCCGCACUUCCUCCUCCCGCUCCCACGACCCAAGCAACAACCUCAAGCGCAGCGACCCCUUCCAAUUCGGCUCGCGGUACCUUGAAGAAGGCGACAACAUCUUUGAGUUCAACGCCUGGGACCACGUCGAGGUCGACUCCGCCUACGCGUCCUUUUCGGAAGAGCAGUUCGAGAAGCAGCGGCAGUCGCCCGUGAGCGACUGGGACAAGAAGCGGUUCAAUGAGAAGCCCGAGAAGUGGUGGGAUCUGUUCUACGCGCAGAACACGGCGAAUUUCUUCAAGAAUCGCAAGUGGCUGCAGCAGGAGUUCCCGGUGCUGGCGGAGGUGACGAGGGAGGGAGGGCCGGAGACGGUGUUGCUUGAGGUCGGUGCGGGGGCGGGGAAUACGGCGUUUCCGAUCCUCAAGCUGAAUAAGAAUGAGCGGCUCAAGAUCCACGCUUGCGACUUCUCGAAGAAGGCGGUUGGGCUAAUUAGGGAGAACGAGGCGUACGAUGAGCGAUACAUCCGAGCGGAUGUCUGGGAUGUAGCGGCCACAGGACCCGAGAGUCUGCCGCCGGGACUGCAAGAGGAAAGCGUUGACAUCGUGAUGAUGAUAUUCAUCUUCUCGGCUUUGGCGCCCGAGCAAUGGGAACAGGCGGUGCGCAACAUCUGGAAGGUCCUGAAGCCCGGAGGAACGAUGCUCUUUAGGGAUUAUGGAAAGGGUGAUCUGGCGCAGGUCAGGUUCAAGAAAGGCCGGUACAUGGGCGAGAACUUCUAUGUGCGGGGGGACGGAACGAGAGUGUACUUCUUUGAAAGGGAAGAGCUGGAAAGGAUUUGGGGAGGGAAGGAGCUAGGAGGUCUUGAUCAAAGGGCCGUGAAGGGUAGUGAUGAUGGCGCAAACAGCACUGACAACACCACCGAAAUCACAGACAAGGUCAAAGACCUCAAGCUCAGUAGCACAGACUUGAUCCAGCAGACCAAAGAAGCGAUUGCGGACGAAUGUUCCAGAGACCCGGAUGGGGGUUUUGAGCGGCCAGCUUUCGAGAUCGUCGACUUUGGCGUCGACAGGCGGAUGUUGGUGAACCGCCAACGCAAGCUCAAGAUGUACCGGUGCUGGAUGCAAGCCAUUUUCCGGAAACCACUACAGGAUGACGGAAACAAUGAAGUUGCUGGAACUAAUGGUGUUAAUCAUGCCAAUGGGGAAGCACCGUAA